UCUACACACUUCAUCCUAAAAAAUGCCUUUGUUAUGGUGAUAUUCAAACAAAACAGUAUUUAUUUUGCAGUCCCUGAGUCAUGUUUACGUAUAGCUAUGCAGCUGAUCACGAAGAUUUUCUGAAUCAUCAUACGUUUAGAACCAAAGGAUCCCUUCUUUAAUGUACAUCAAAACACUCACACAAUCAAAAACCACACAUUAUUUUCCUGCCAAAAAAUUAAGAGUACAGACACCGUUGUGUUGGGUGCAGAUGCCCACUUUGCAUGCUACACCAUGGCGACUGGUGAAAGCACGUCACAUGACGCAUGGUGCCAGACUUCAGUGUUGCACUCUUAAGUGGCCUGCCAACUGCAGAGGGGGGCAGAGAGGCAUCCUUCUUCUCUGGAUUCACAUCCAUGCCAAACCAGCGGGUCAACAUUGUCCUCUACGCUGCCUCCUAUGCCUCUUACACCUCCUGCUGAGCCGGUCAUCAGUGGACACAACAGAGAGACAACAGAAGACCCGGAACUAAAGAUGAACUGGGCAUCGUUUUAUGCAGUCAUCAGCGGUGUGAACAGACACUCCACAGGCAUUGGUCGCAUCUGGAUCUCUGUCCUGUUCAUUUUCCGAAUCCUGGUUCUGGUGGUUGCAGCGGAGAGCGUGUGGGGUGACGAGAAGUCCGGCUUCACCUGCAACACCCAGCAGCCGGGCUGCAACAGCGUCUGCUACGACCACUUCUUCCCCAUCUCCCACAUCCGCCUCUGGGCACUCCAGCUCAUCCUGGUCUCCACUCCUGCCCUGCUUGUAGCCAUGCACGUGGCCCACCGCCGCCACGUCGACAAGAGGCUCUACAAACUCUCAGGGCGGACCAACCCCAAAGACCUGGAGCAGAUAAAGACUCAAAAGAUGAAAAUCACAGGGGCUCUCUGGUGGACGUACGUCAUUAGCCUGUUGUUCCGUAUUGUCUUAGAAGUGAUCUUUAUGUAUUUGUUUUAUAUGAUCUACCCUGGUUACAAGAUGAUCCGGCUGGUGAAGUGUGACUCGUACCCCUGUCCCAACACAGUGGACUGCUUCGUGUCGAGGCCCACAGAGAAGACUGUCUUCACUGUGUUCAUGCUGACUGCGUCAGGGGUUUGUAUUCUGCUCAACAUUGGAGAAGUGGUGUUCUUGGUGGGGAAGGCCUGCAGUAAGCAUUUGCACACUGCUGGAGACUCGACUAUGGGGGCUUGGAUCCAACAAAAGCUCUGCUCGUUCUAAUAAAACACGCAGAUUUCAUACUUGCACAUAGGGAGAUAUGUAUGCGACUUUAGAUCCAGGUGACAGCCAAUAAUAUAACUUGUGAGUACACCAGACUUUUUUGCUGAUUUAAAUCCAACUCUGUGUCAUGGCAGUGUGGGCAGCAGUGUUGGGGAAGUUACUUUUAAAAAGUAGUGUUUGCUCGUUACUCGUUACUUCUUAAAAAAGUAAUCCGUUACUUAGUUACCCACUAUGAAAAGUAACUUUUUACUUUACUCAUUACUUUUACGUUACUUUUAAAAGCAGGCAUUUUUUGGCAGAGACUGAAGUUAACUAUACAAAAACUAUGACCAUAAAGCCAAUCUCUGGUUUAUCAGUGAAGUGUCUGAACUACACUGCAGACUGGAUUCUCUACUCACAUAGUGACCGCUGAUUCAUUAUGAACGAGUCCAGCACGGGUUGAAUGCACAUCAGCAGGUCAUCGGCGUUACACGGUGUUAGUGUAUGUAAUAUUUAUAUUGACUUGUACCGGUUGUGCAGCCACAAUGGUCCGUGCAUUGUCGUAUAGACAUGCAGCCUCUUUUCUGGAAAUCCUUGCAUGUCCGUGCAACCGACACAAGUCCACAGUGCGUGUAUGUAUGAGGCCAACUCCACCGCAUCCAUCAGUGAGGUUGUCAGCUUUGUGUCUGCCUGGCUCAGAGCGCCAUCCAGCAAAAAGCCACAAAGCUUAAAACACUCUCAAAAGUUAGUUUUGGCUGCUUCUCGCUUGCAAUGAUUACUCUGCUACCAGCCUCUGUCACGUACCAUGUGGAGCUCGUAAGUGCGCAGCUGAGAAGGCAGUGUUGCUGUCAGAUCUGUCCCUGGGUUUCGUUACCAAAUUUUCAGUAGUAGCGCAUUACACUACUUUUUACCCGAAAAAGUAGUUACGUUACUGUAACGCGUUACUCCCAACACUGGUGGGCAGUUUGUGCAGAUGAACUGUGUGUGGCUUCUCUCAAUGGCUGAGGUGCAUGGAGCUCCCAGCUAAGCAGAGCAGCCAAGGUCUGCCGAGAUCCGCUGGGUGACGCAAAAUGACGCAGAUCUCGGCAGACAUCGGCAGACCUUGGCUGCUCCAUAUUCCGUGCACUGGUGCCACAUGGGGAAGCCAAAGUUGUUCAUCAAAAUACACUGCCCACACAAAGAUGACACAGAGCUGGAUUCAAAUCGGAAAAGUAUCCCUUAAAGAUAAUACUUCAAAGAAUUCCUGCAGGAACUACAGUCUACUGUAUCAACAUUUUCUGCCAUGAACUUAAAGACUGUAUACAGCAGCACUUUGUACUGACAUAACAUAAUAAUAGCUUGAUGUUUGGCCAGAUGAAGAUCAAUUAAGUAACAUUUUAUGAAACAAUAUUCCAAACGACCACAUUAUAGGCUUUCACUAUAAUGGACUUAGAUGUUGAUGAAGAAUUUUGGUCUUGAAAUGAAAAUAUUAAAUCAUGAAAUGUGACUCGUGCUAAUUUAAAACCAUCAGAUUGUGUCAGAGAAGUGUAACGGAAAUACGAUGUAGUAAUAUUUUAAUAUAUAAUAUUUCAUUAUUUACAUGAUCGCAAACGACAUGCUUCUGCCUAAAUCACCAUUGACUGAAUCUAAGGGAAUGGAGGAUGUAUGGCUUUUCUUCCGCUGUUAUUAGUGAGAUGUUAUACUAAUACAUGGAAAACAUGUGAAAUGUUUGUUUCAUACUGAUUCUUUACUUUGGUGGUUAAAUGGUUCCUUCAGAUAUAAACAAAGCAAUAACUCACAACAUAAAAAAAAACUUGAAUUGCAAACUUUUUGUUUCCUGAAGUUUACUAGUGAUUGCUAAACAUGUUAUUUAAAUUCAUUUACUUUGAAGCUGGAUGUUUAUAUAUUGUCUGUACACAGCAGAAUAAAAUCAACCGGAGUUUGUGUAA
Messenger RNA from Perca fluviatilis (European perch), 3143 nucleotides. RefSeq names its product gap junction protein beta 1a (gene gjb1a). The record is from RefSeq and is a predicted model, not a curated record. Gene Ontology annotation, cellular component: connexin complex. NCBI's taxonomy places the organism in Eukaryota, Metazoa, Chordata, Actinopteri, Perciformes, Percidae. Gene Ontology annotation, biological process: cell communication. The transcript has 3 exons. Bases 439 to 1236 code for a protein of 265 amino acids.